AUGGAACUAGUACGGCGGUAUAAAUACAACCGGACGGAGAAUGCCGGCACAAAUCUUCAAACCGAGAUGCGUCUAAAUUUGGCACUUUGGUCCUCGCUGGCCACUGUGUCAAACGCAUUAUCCUGCUAUCAAUGCAGAACGCGUUUGGAUCACAUGGGGGAACCCCUGCCCCUUGAAGAUCUUGACUGCAUCGACAAUCCAAGCCAAGACUACCAAAAGCAAUGCCAAAAUGUAAACGAUAAGUGUGGAAUGAGCGUCUCAUACGAUUGGGGACUCAAUGGAAAGCAGCUGGUUACUUUCCAGCGAGAGUGCGUUCCUCAGAACGAUAUCCAGUACCCCCAAGCCGAUGACUUCACCGUUUGCCGAGGAAAUGACAACAUCGUUCCCCACCCUCCUAUUCUCUACCGAAGUUGUCUUCGCCGAUGCGACCCUACCAUCAAUAACAACCACUGCAACGGCGCUGAGAUGUACACUGACAUGCUUCCUGACCUCCUAAUUGAUGCAAAACCCGACCUUUCCUGUAGAAAAUGCAGCUAUGUCAAGCUCAGUGACGGGAAUGUCGUCGGCAACGAAAAUUGCUACGAGAAUCCUGAAGAUCCUGGAAUCGAAUCUCGACAGUGCCCAGAAUACCUUAACCGAGCUUGCUUUAAUGCACACGAAUGGGUUUACGAGCAACAGCAAGGAAAUGAUUACUACCUUGAAGAAGAUCAUCGUGGCUGCUCUGGAUUCGAUCUUGCUGAGGGAGCAACUGACGAUAUCAUCCAAGAGUGCGAAUCCGGUGUCACUGAUAGCGGCGCUUACAGCGAGUGUAAAUCGACCUGCAAGACCAACAACUGCAACGUCAAGAUCAUCACCAAGAGAAACAGCUGCAAGACCUGCUCCGUUUCCGUCGACCAAUUCAACAAUACCCUCUCUGGCGACAUCCGAUGCUGGGACGAUGCUGAUGAUGCCAUGUCCGAGGAGUGCCCCGCCGACGGUGACUACGUCUGUCAGACUGACAUGGAAGUCGACUGGCCAUGGAACGGCGAACCAUUUUACACCAUCCGACGAGGCUGCGUCAAGAAAGAUCUUGUUCAGGACGGAUGCGUCCUCCAGGGCUCAAUUGGUGGUGUCGCCUACCAGAUCAAGGAUUGCUAUGAGAACUGCGAUCCCGACGUCGAUGGCGAUGACUGCAAUACUGGCAUGGGCGUCGCUGCUCUUUUCCCUCAGUCUGAAGAUCAGAAAGACUUUAUUCAGCAAAGCUGCAAAAGUUGCGACUACGAGGAGACCUCUAGCUCUGUCAAUGGUAACCCGAGCUGUCCUGACAACACCAACAAAGUCGACAGCGUCGCUUGUCCACUUUACGCUUCGGCAAGCUGCUUCACUGCUUCUUACACAAGUCUCAACGACGCUACUGGAGUUCUUCUGAAAAAAUCCACUCGAGGCUGCUCGACUUUCGCGAUCGAUACAGGAUCACCAACCGCGCCAAAAUGUGACCAAAUUCCAAACAGCUUCGAAGGCUACUGUAAAAAUACCUGCAACGGUGGUCGAGACUGCAACAACGAGCAAGUCACUGAUCCACCGAUGCCUAUUUCUGGUAAUUGGGCGAUUUGUCAGCAAUGUUCUGAAACCGUCGACAGUGCAAACAAGACUCUUGGUCUUGGCGACCGGGGUUGUUUCGCUGAUGGCCGUGGCUACGCACAGACCUGUCCCAACAAAGACGACAUGUGCGCAACCGAGCUUCUGUCUGAUUGGGAUCCAAAGGGUCGAAUGAUUUACACUAUGGAUCGAAAGUGCACAACUCAAAAAACUGAAACUCAGUGCUUUACUGGAUCAUCUUCUUACAUUCAGUACAAAGACUGCACCGCCCUCUGCGAUCCAUCUGUCAUGGGAUCCGGAUGUAAUGUUGACCUUGAAUCCGUUUCUGAUAAGUACGAUGUCGGCGCUGUUGAUUCUUGCUACACCUGCGAGUACAUCGUUGAUGAUAGUGGUUAUGGCAAUGGACUUCCCAAUUGCGGCGAAGGUAUUGAUGGAUCAAGCAAUGUUCCAACUCUGACAUGCCCUCGAUAUGCAAAUGCUGCUUGCAUUCACGCUGCUGGCCGACAUGAGGUUUCAACCGGGAUUGCUCAAGAUGAACACAGAAGCUGCGCUCCAUUUGAAUACACAAACAAUGAUUCCUGCUAUGAGUUUUUCAGCGGUGGAACUUCUUUCACUACUUGUAAGAACUCCUGCACCAGCAACAACUGCAACACCGACGAGCUCACACUCAACAAAGACAACAUGUGUCACGUCUGUACUGCUACCAUGGACCAUACUGGUGAGCUUCUUGGUGCUUCCGAUCCUUCUUGCUUCGACAAACUCACCGAUAACACCCUUACAGCCUGUCCCGGUGUCUGCCAAGAUGAGAUGAUCAUCGAUUGGGCGCCAAAUGGAAACCAGCUUGCUCAGAUUCGACGAUCUUGUGGCCCAGCCCAACUUGACAACAAUAAUGGCCAGUGUAUUUCUGGAAACUCACAAUUCUUGAAAUACAAAGAUUGCAUCGCUCAAUGCGAGGGAAGUGGCUGUAACAAUGACCUCUCAGUCGGUGACUUGUACAAUGGUGGACAGGUUGAUAAGUGUCUUACUUGCAAGUACACUGAGUUCGAUGAUGGAACUGUUAAUGGAAAUAGGGAAUGCCUUGAUGAUACAUGGAAAGACUCUUCUGACUGUCCAAACUACAUGUCUAACGCUUGCUUCACUGGAAGCGCCAACCACAACUACAAUAACGUUCUCAAGCAAGAGACCUACAAGGGCUGCUCCGCUUUCGUCCUUGAAGAGGAUGAAAAAGUCACCUCAAUCAUCGACGGCGUUGGAUACUCCCUUUCAAAGACAACAUGUAACAGCAAUGACUGUAACGACAAACACAUCGUUCCCGAUCCCAUCGGCGAGAACCCAGGUCCCAUCGAUGGAAGUUUCUGUCAAGUUUGCUCUGUAACUCUUGACCAGGAAGGAGAAGUUCUCGGAUCUGGCAAUACUGCCUGUUUUGAAGGAGAUGUUCAGUUCCUCCAGAUGUGUCCCGAGGGGAACUUCUGCAAGGCCGAUCUUGAAAUCGACUGGCUCGCAAAGGGUGAAAUGACUUACCGAAUGAUCCGAGGCUGCACUACUCAAAAGACCGCUCCUCCUUGCUACACCGGAUCUACCCAGUUGAUUCAGUACAAAGAUUGCUCUUCCGUGUGUGAUCCAACUGAAAACGCCGGCUGCAACAGCGGAAUUAAAGAAAUCGAGGAUCAGUUCACAACUGGAAAUGUUGCUAUGUGCAGACAAUGCGCCUACACUCAAUCAGAUGAAGGAACCGUCAAUGGUAACCAAGACUGUGGAAGCAACCCAUCCGCAGUUCCAUCAAGGGUCUGCCCCAAAUACUCCGAUGCUGCUUGCUACAGUGCUGCUUCUUUCCACAAAUCAUAUUCUGGUAACGGUGAAGAAAUCGAAGAGGACUUCCGUGGAUGUUCUCCAUUCCCACUCAAUACCAACAGAGAUGAGUGUGUUAGCACCAGUGUUUCCGGACUUGACCAUACCAACUGCAAGAACACUUGUGGCUCGAGCAACUGUAACACCAAACAACUCAGCACUAAGCACAGAUGCGUUGAGUGUUCUGCUACUAUUGAUGCUCAAGGAAAUCUCAUUGGAAAUAGCAACCCUAAUUGCUUCGACAACGCAGAUAGACUUUCUCUGACUGAGUGUCCCACCGGAUCCGACACCUGCGAGACUGAGAUUCUUGUCGACUGGUUCGCUCGAGGAGAUCAACAAACGACGAUUCGACGAAAAUGUGUCCCUGCUCCUACCAAUACCAACCAACCAUGCAUCACUGGUGCAUCUCAAACCUCCGGAUUCCGAUACAAGGACUGCUUCACUCAAUGCCAGGAAGAAGGUUGUAACAACGAUCUUGAGUCCAUUGGCUCUCUUUUCGACGACGAGGAAGACUACGCCGAUAUCGACGAGUGCAUCCAAUGCAAAUACCUUGAAAAUGAAGAUGGGACUGUUUCCGGAAACAGAAACUGCUGGGAGCCAAGCUCUUCUCUCAAGGGAAGCUGCCCCAGAUAUGCUCGAUCUGCCUGCUACACUGGUAGCUACAGCCAUGCUUACAAUGGCGAAAACUUGGAAGAAGUCUGGAAGGGUUGCUCUUCCUUUAGACUUGAUGAUGAUAACAACCCUGAAUACAUGUCCGGCGCUCUCCCUGGUGGCGACAAUUUCAACGCUGUCAAAGAAACCUGCUCUUCUGCCAAUUGCAACCUUGACUCCAUCCAUGCUCCACCAACAGAGCCAGAUAACAGCUUCAAAUGCUACGAAUGCAUGGUCACUCUUGAUCAUCUUGGAAAUGUUUACGGCCAGGGCGACAAAGCUUGCUUUAACAAUCCACGAGCCGAUAUGCUCGUCGAGUGCGAGUCCGGACAGUGCCGAACCGAAAUGCUUGUUGAUUGGUACCUCAAGGGUGAGCAGCUUGUCCGAAUGGACCGACGAUGCGCUCCAAAAGCUGCACCACCACCACAAGAAUGCACUGUCGGAGAGACAAGCAUGAUGCAGUGGAAGGAUUGCAUGUCUUACUGCGCUGGACAGCAAUGUAAUGAUCGUGAUGAGUCUGAUUACGUCAUGUCUCUCUUUGAUGCGAGAAACGGUGAAACGCUCGAGUGUCACUCUUGCACAUACGCUAAGGAUCAGUUCGGGGCAAUUGUCGGUGGAUCUCGAGAGGAAUGCCAAAAGCCAGAUGUUUCAAACGAAGGCUUUAUUGUUGAGUGCCCAGUUUACGCGAAUGCCGCUUGCUUCACUGCUGCUUCUUGGCACACCGAGGGUCUUAAUGAACUCGAAGAAGAUUACAAAGGCUGCUCUACUUUUGACAACAGAAACAUCCCCUGCUACGAUUGGGAAUUCGGAACCGACAAAUACCAGACCUGCAAAGAGACCUGCAACACUGAUGGAUGCAACUCGAGAACUCCCGAGCGAUCGAUUUCCUGCUACCAGUGCACAACUACUGUCGAUUCUAGCAACAAGACCAUCGGUAUCGGUGAUGCUAAUUGCUUCACUGACACUCCAAGUGACACUUACCUUCUCCCAUGUCCUCUGGAUGCUCAAGUUUGCUCGGUUGAAAUCGCUGUUGACUGGCUUAUUACAGGUGAGCAAUACUACAAAGUCAAGCGAAGCUGUGCUGCUGAGAAAGUUGCUGAAGAAUGCGUGGACUCUGUCACCGGUAACGGUCAAUACUUCUUCAAAGAUUGCUUCAGCGACUGCGAGGGCAAUGGUUGCAAUAAGGAAAUGACUGACGCUGCUCUCAAAUACCAGGACGCCGCUGACCCAGCGCACAUUCAAGACUCUUGCUACACAUGCGAUUUCAUCGAGCAAGACAAUGGAGAUACUUCUGGAAACAGUAAAUGUGGUGAUGAACCUGCGCUUAUCGGCAAUGCUGAUAAAGCCUGCCCUCUUUAUGCCAAUAGAGGCUGCUUCACUGGAACCAACGCUCAUUUUGACUCCGGCGAUAUCUACCGAGAACAAGUUCACAAGGGCUGCUCCUCAUUCGUGCUCAACGACAAGUUCCUCGGCCAAGAAUGCGGUGCCAUCAACGAUCCUGCCGACGAACAACGACUUCUUGGCGUCUGCAAAGAGACAUGCAAGGGCACAAACUGCAACGAAGAGCACAAGCGACCCUGCAUUCCCGGAUAUGAUGAAGGAUGUGAUGUUAUCAGCUGCUACCAGUGCGACGUCACUGUCGACCAGUUUAACAACACUAUCGGUCUCGGUGAUCCCGGAUGUCUCUCCGACGAUCCAACUGGACUUGCCAUUCAAGUCUGCGACAAUGAACAGCCUUUCUGCAUGUCUGAAAUCGAAACCGAUUGGUACUCGAAUGGCGUCCACCAGUUCCGAUUCAAACGAGGCUGCUCCCGAUCGAAGGCAACAGAAGAGUGCUUCGACUUCACUGGUGCCAAUGGUCAAACUUACUUCAAGGAUUGCCAGAUCUCUUACGAAAACAGCUUCGGAAACGCACAGAUGACGCCCGUCGCCGAAAAAUUCGAGGACGACCAGGACGAGCACAUCCACAGCUGCUACGCUUGCAACUACAACGAGUACGAAGACGGAACCGUCAACGGCCUCCCAAGCUGCGGAGAAACACCUGUGGAUACGAUUGAAUGUCCAUGUUACGCCUGCGCUAGCUGCUACACUGGAACAGAAGCUCAUUACAACGCAGAUGGAACUAUCAUCGAGUCAAUCUACAAGGGUUGCUCCCCAUUCAUCGUGAAAGAGAUGUUUGGCAAUCCAACUUGCUACGAGCUCGACGAUAUUGACUCUCAAGGUCGACGAUAUGGAACUUGCAAGCAGACUUGCUCCGAAGAAAACUGCAACGAGGGUCACCAAAGACCUUGCCUUGAAGGCGAAGACAACUGCGUCAACCCAACUGCUCCACCAUCGACAACCCACUCAACAUCAACAACAAGUGCGGCCGCAGCAACAGGAGUUUUCACCACACUUCUAGCCCUCUUCGCUUCAUUCCUCCUCUUCUAG
Oikopleura dioica is the source of this 6507-nucleotide messenger RNA. The record is from the annotation of a GenBank genome assembly. Lineage: Eukaryota; Metazoa; Chordata; Appendicularia; Copelata; Oikopleuridae.